Messenger RNA from Rhopalosiphum padi (bird cherry-oat aphid), 929 nucleotides. RefSeq lists its product as uncharacterized. Bases 77 to 781 code for a protein of 234 amino acids. The record is from RefSeq and is a predicted model, not a curated record. Lineage: Eukaryota; Metazoa; Arthropoda; Insecta; Hemiptera; Aphididae. The transcript has 22 exons.
UUUUAAUCUUACUGAUAUUAAACUUACAUCAACACAUUAUGAGGAGUUUAUAUUGGUAUACAUAAAAGAAUUAAAUAUGUAUGAUCCCAAAGUAUUUCCUAAUCUGGAAAUUUCAUCAAAAGAUAUUGAUUUUGAAGCUGAUGGCAAAAGGGUUGAUGGAAAACUUAGCAAAGUAGCUGUUGUAGAAAAUUUUAUUUAUCAACAAUAUGUUUCGAAAAGAUGUAAAUAUUAUCAACUUGAGAAAGUAUUUACCCAGUAUUUAAUUCUUAAGAAAACGGUGAUUCCUGAUAUUAACACUGAUGAUAAAGUUACUGUUUUGGAAAAUGGAGAGAGUCAAUCUAUGGAUGUAUACACAGCAUUUUUAAAAUAUUUCAAAGAAAGUUUGGAUAACUAUUACAAUUUAAAUAUUUUCGUAGAUAUAAAUAAAAUAGAAGAUGAAAAUAAGACUUUAUUUUAUAAACAUAUGUUACGGACUAUGAUAAAUACCUACAAUUCAUAUAAUGUAAUAACUACAACAAGACUUGAUGUACCCAAAUUUGUUAAACUAAUGAUAGAUUUAGCUGUGACUAUACUAGAGUCAAAUAAAAACAAAAAAGAACCUAAUGAAGAAGAAAAUCAAUCAAAAUCUGAUGAAAAAAAGACUACCGAUAUCGUUGUUCAAGAAACAAAGUAUCAUUAUAAAAAACCUGACUGUGCCUUACCAAAUAAAGUUGAUUGGAAAGAUGUUUUAAAUCACCUUAUUGCCAAAUACAUAAGAGAAAAUAAUGAGAUUCCGGAUUGAAUCAAUAAUUAAAGAUUGAUGAUGAUGGCGAAGAAGAUUACGAUUUAAGAAGACAAACAUAUUUAAUAAUCAAUUAUCAUUUGUUAGUUUGAUAAUAAAUUCGUAUUUAGUAAAAUAUCAGUAUAUUUUUAACUUAUUAAAAUGUCAU